AUGUCUUCCGCUGCACCCACCAUCAUCACCUUGUCGCCUGAAGACCUUGAGCAAGUUCGUGUCUGCAUCAAGUCUCGCGCCCUUCAGGAAAAGCUCUCUGCCAUCAAGAAUCCUCAUGGUGCCAUACUCAUGACCGCCGCUCCCAACCCUACCUCACGUCUCCUUUCCAUGUUCGAAGAUGAUGCAAAGGAGAAACUCUCCUCCUACCUCAAAGACCCUACUCAACCCUUCACCACACUCCAAUCCAUGCCCUUGACAAACCGCGAUCAACGCAGAGAAGCACACAACCUUAUCCGUCAAGUCUCAAACGACAAACUUGACUCUGGUCUCGACAACGAAACUUGUCGCAUCAAUGUCUUUGUCAGAAACAUCCCAUCGAAGCAGCAAGAGAAUCAACGUCCUCGUCAACAAAAGGCUCAGAAGAAGCGUACUCCUGCCAAAGCGGCUUCUAAUUCUAACGCCAAUGGCAUUCACAAAGCCACUCCACGCAACAAGCCAGCCGCCAGGAGUCUCGCAUCUCGCAUCACACCUUCAAAGCCGCUCACUACAGAGCAGAAGGCCAAGUUGGCUAAGCACAUGCAGUCAGCUGCUCAGGUCACAGCACAGAGAGAAGCUGCGGCUAAGCCUCAUCCUGUGAAGCCCUUCGAGUUCAAGAAAAUGGAUUGGUCGCAAGGAGAGAUAACUUACAAGUACAGGGCUGGGACGGAGAAGGAGCCUGAGCUGACCUCUGAGGAGAUUGAUGAGCAAGCAGAGCGCAAGAGGAAUGCAGUCCCACCUCACAGGCGUGGUGCUGCAUCUCAGGCAAGGGAGGAUGAGUAG
Aureobasidium melanogenum CBS 110374 is the source of this 819-nucleotide messenger RNA. RefSeq lists its product as uncharacterized. The transcript has a single exon. NCBI's taxonomy places the organism in Eukaryota, Fungi, Ascomycota, Dothideomycetes, Dothideales, Saccotheciaceae. The coding region runs from base 1 to 819 and encodes 272 amino acids. The record is from RefSeq and is a predicted model, not a curated record.